Helicoverpa zea (corn earworm) is the source of this 722-nucleotide messenger RNA. Its product is annotated as inducible metalloproteinase inhibitor protein-like. Lineage: Eukaryota; Metazoa; Arthropoda; Insecta; Lepidoptera; Noctuidae. The transcript is spliced from 3 exons. The coding region runs from base 320 to 559 and encodes 79 amino acids. The record is from RefSeq and is a predicted model, not a curated record.
UCAUCAAAUUGUCUGCAAAUGAUUUACGAUUGCAAUAUGAUUGUAGAGCAAACCAGGUUUAAAAAACACGGAAUUGAUUCUGAUCAUGAUCAGGUUAAAAUUUUUACCUAAAAUGCAAGUGUAAUAAAACUUGAAAGGGCGUAAUAAUUAAGCCAAAAGUUCUGAUGAUGAGAACAGUUUUAGUACGGAACCGUCAUUCCACAAGUGGGACUCCCCCUUAGCAGUCUUUAAAUAAAUACUUGUGAACCUUAUUCUGAUAUCUUCGAGAAAAUUAGUAGGUAUAAAUAAGGUAACAGGUUGCCUUUUGUAACUCAUCACAAUGUUUAAGUCAGCUUUCGUGAUUUUGAGCUGCGUCGUGGGAACUGUUAUAACCGAGUCAAUAGAAUGUUCAGGGCGCAAUGAACAUUACGAGUGUGGUAGUGCUUGCCAAACUACAUGCGCCACGCUGGGCCAGGAAUGCCCUAUUGCGAACUCGCGAUGCAAUGGCUGUUAUUGUGACGAAGGUUAUGCAAGAAAUGACGAUGGGGAAUGCAUACCUAUUGAUGACUGCCCCCAGUAGGUAUUCAGAGCUUGGUUGUAGGGUCCACGGUACCUACUAAAUGCGAUAUAAGACAUGAUUGUUUGUUUGUUUUCAGAUGUUUAUUUUUGCAUUUAUACAAGUUUAUCACAUAACGUUAAACUAGGUCUAAGGUUGAUUUAAAAAAUCUUCACAAUGAUUGGGA